CCGGGUGGCGCGUCAUUCGCGGCGUUGGACGAGCGGCGACUGAUCCUGCCACACGAAUUUUUCUCGCCUCGUGUGCGCCGCAUUUCCUCCCUGCUGCCAAGUAUGGCGAACGAAGAUCGCUUCGCGCGACUGCGCUCCGAACUGGACAAGCUUACGGAACAGGAUUUCCAGAAGCUGCGGGAUGCGUAUCCGCACAACUUGUCGUGGUUUCCGCACCUUUCGACAUCGAGUGGUACAAGCAGGACAGACGCAGUCAUUGAAGCACUUCGCAAAGUACCGCUGAGACAGGAUGUGAUCCUUCUGACGUUUACUGCAUUGGUGCGAGGUCUGCUGAAAGAUCAACCUGGUGACAAGCGUGAGAAGCGAGUGGUCCCCAUGGGCGAGGAAGCGUCUCAGCCUGGCUCCUCAAAACAAAACGUUCCAUCGGAUCACCAUGCUGAAAUGGAAGGAACGCUGCCCUAUUCCCCUCUCUAUGAAGCUUCACAGUCUGGUUCAUCAGAAGACAGCAUGCCAUGGGCCAACGGUUCGGCUGAGGCAAAGGUCGCAACGGUUUCCAUUACAGAUGAAGCGUCGCAGCCCACCUGUUCGCAACGGAACAUGCCGGGCUCCGAGGUUCAAGACUUCCCUGAUGACACCCCUGUAGAUGAAGAAAUGUGUGACGCUGAAAGCCAUCCAGGUUCGUCACAUGAAAAUCCCUCUAACGUCUUCGCCAUGGAAUCUGAGGAAAGCGACUCUACUCUUCCGAAACCUCAGCAAAUCUACGAAUCCGCGGCUAAGGAGAUAAGGGACUUUUUAAAAUGUGUUUCCGACAUAAAUAGCGGAUAUGUAACCAGCAGGACCCUACAUAAGAAGUGUCUUCAAAUGCGCAUCGAAAUGGAAAAGUUCAUUAUGAGGGAAACUGACGAAGAGAGCAAGCGCACGUGGAUGCGCGACUCACUACGCACAGCCCUCGCCGACAAUUGUCCUCUGUUUGAGUGGAUUCAGAAUAUUGGAGAAAUUCCUCCAGUGGAAAGAACACGGAGGGACUCGGAAAAAAAGAACACUACACCUGCGAGACGUAGCUCCGGGAACACAAGCAAAGAGGAAAAGUUUCAGAAUGUCGAAAGAAAUCGCUCGGUGAAGAAAACCCGGAAGAACUCUCAAAAAAGGAAGAUCGCAGUUAAUCUUCGCUCCGCUGACGAAAGCCCAGAGUAUCGCAUGCUUCAGAAACUGUGGUCUACACUAGACGAAAGCUCGCAGUCGGACAUCGAAAGAAUGAAAGAGCAUCUCGAAAACACCUAUGAAGAACGGCUCAAAUAUUAUUGCGGCUCCCUGCCAAAGUUUUUCUUCCACGAAGCUAUCCUCUGCAAGGAAGCUGAACUUCGAUUUGGCUCCGAAAUCAGCGUCUUGGAGGAGAAGAUAGCUGAUUCAGUGAGAGCGUUCUCAGAGAAUUACCUAUUCCCAAGGAUCAGCUCAACGAUCCCGCAGCGACAGCUCACAGUUCUGGAGUUCUGUCGGUUCUUGGAAGAGGGUGAUUUCCCUCAACUAAUCACUGAGCGGAAGCAAGAGAAACCAAGAGAAGAAUCAAUGCAAGAGAAAGAAGGCGGGGCGACCGGCGGAGACGGCUCGCCAAAUAUCAUCGCGUGGCCCUCCGAGUUUGAGAUUCAUAUCAGCAGCCCGACAGGGGUUAUCUCGCUCACCGACGUCCGUGUAGAGCGAGUGCUGGUAUACUGCCUGGCGCUCUACUAUAUGAUGGACCUUGCGUACCCGAGAGCCUACCAACGAGUCUUGUACGUGCUGCAGAGGCUUCUGCUUCCAAGCGACAGCCCGCCCGACAUACCCGUGACCGAAAAUAUGCAAUCCUUUUUAGACUUUCUAGAACGACAUCUGAGAGGCAAGAGAGAGCCACAGUGACAUUCAGACCUUUGCUCGAAUUGAGGUGCUGUGUUGCCGAUGUGUAGUUCAAGCAUUCGUGCAUGCAUUUACUUAUCAUCGUCUUGGAUUGGCUGCUGUCCAAGGACACCCUAGCCGAAUGGUUUUAUGAAAGCACGAUAAGGCGAUCUGCGUGUGGAACCCCGUUGCAAGUUAGUUCAUUUCUCUCUCUCUCUCCCGUCUACUUGUUUGAGAUAGGUGAUAAGUGUAUUUAAGUCCAGCGCUGAGGUGCUUACUAAAAAAAAGACGCCCAUGAUUAAAUCCAUCCGAAUGCAUAUCUGCAAAUUUAACAAAAAUAAGCAUUGGAAAACGUGAGCUCUCAGCAGGCCACAAUUUCUGUUUUUGCAGACCGCACGCAUCGCCAUUUUUUUUUUUCGUGACAAGCGGGAGAUUGCCCCUGUGGAGGGGCAAGUAGUCCAAUGGAACUUUGUAUUUUGCUCUCCUCGAGAUAAUAUGGGCAAUCGAAUAUCUUUUUCGAACAUAAAUUGAAGGUCUGGAACGGUUCUUAGUUGCUUAAUACCUGUUUGCGCGAUGUUAAAUAGGAGACUAUGAACGAUUACGACCUUUUCUCUUGCAGCAUUUCUUUUGGGGGGGACACCGUUGCGGUGAACAUUGAAAGCCUUUUACCUGAAAAGCAUAUUUUAAUCUGCACUGCUGACUCUCUCUUGCUUUUAAAUUGACAGACCUAUAAAAAAUGGUUGCUGAUUAUUUUAACUCGUCGUCCCCGCAUUGCUUAACGACAUAGGCAACUGCAGCAGUAUCACGAUUGCUGUACUGUCGUUAUUCGUUUGUGAUGCCAACCUUGGCUUCGUACGGACAAACUUUUGUUUAUUCUCUGAAAAACAUGCUCAACAAAUGUAGCCUUUAGUUUUGCGCUUCCUGUUUACUUGAAGACCUCAGUAUCACUCAGAGUGCAAUGUAUUUGUCAACUCUUUCUGGGUGUUGCACUUGCUAUGAUUACAACCAAAUUUCUUGUAAAGUCGCGCGGUGGGAAUUGUACGUUCAGUAGAUUAGUUUCAAUUUACAUGAGUUCAUAUGCAUAACCGCGGUCCAUGAUGGCACGUGGUUUAAAUUUGAAGCAGCAAACGAAGAAUUGGCCUUUCCAGUGUGUAACCAUUAGGAAUACGUAAUCUUACCAUUUUGUGCAAAUGUGCAGCGAUGCAGGGGUAAGUGUCCUUGUGGUUGAAUGCUAAAAUUCUGUGCGCUCUUGUUUCGAAAAGCAUCGUUGCAUAUUUCAAGUUAGUAAACUCUGUAUUUGGGGCAGCCUCACAAUCUUCUGCACCGAAUUCGAUGCGUAAUACCGUUACAGCUAAAGCAAUUCUUCCAUGAAGGAUUAUAUGUGGAAGCAUGUAUUAAUGCUGUGUCGGAAAGAGAUGUUCUCUUUAGCUCAAAAGAGCCCUGUGUGGGUCUUUCUUGUGCGUAGUCUCGUCUGGCUGAUUGUUAUCAAGUGAGCUUUAUAUUGGGAUGUCAUAUUUUUACCUACAAUUUGCAUUUGUAGCGAAUCAAUGAAUAAACCUUUUUAUUCAACAGGA
Dermacentor andersoni is the source of this 3443-nucleotide messenger RNA. RefSeq lists its product as uncharacterized. The record is from RefSeq and is a predicted model, not a curated record. NCBI's taxonomy places the organism in Eukaryota, Metazoa, Arthropoda, Arachnida, Ixodida, Ixodidae.